GAACUGACUGGGCUGGCUCAGUCUCAGAGUGGAACGCAAACGGAGAAUACACAUCCGUCCGGGUGCACGGUGUUACGGUACGAAAAACGCCUAACGUGGCUAAAUUUGAGGUCACGCAACACUUAUCAAACGCGCAUUAGAAGCGUCUUCACAGUGAUAAAGUGUAUUUUUCCGGUGUUAUCGUAAUAGCGAAGGCGAUCGAUCGUGUGUGUGAAUAUUGUAAAGUUUUUACGCUCUUUCGCAACGUGUGUGCAUUCGGAUGAAAAUUACCGUCGGAACAAGUGCAACUGUGAUCAUGAGUGAAAAUAUGAUAAUUUUUACUACUCGUGGUUGAAUUUCAAAAGAUACAUCGAAAACUAAAAUGACAGUGAAAUAACGGGUGUCAGUGAUCGUGCACAGUAGUGUCUUUGUUCGUAGUGCGUCUGCUUUUAUGGUGAUUGUGUGCGAGUGCAAAAUGCCGUCGGUAAAAGCAUAAACCUUACGGUUUACCUUUCACGCUUAAAUCUUUUCCUCUGCGCUAGACAACAAGAAAGCUUUGUGAUAUCUGAUGCAAUUAGUGUCAAGUUGUGCUGUGCUAUUUUGAUCCGUGUGUCUUGAUAAUAUGACAAGCUGGUGCAAACCAUGUGAGAGAAAGUAUUGUGUAAAAUGCGUGCAUUUUUAAUGCAGAGAGAAAACUUCGUCUAUCGUCGCGGUAAAGUUGAGCAAAAAGUGUUUCCAAGCAUCAAUGUGCAACGCUCUAAAGCCUACCGUCAUACGUGAGCUUCAGUUUCGUGAACAACCGUUUAGUGCGCACGGGAGGGAAAUAUGUUAAUCCCUACGAAUGUGGUGUGAAAACGCAAACCGUAUCGCAGCAGAGUGGAUUAACAGCAGUGUUUUAAUUAAAAACAUGAGUAUCAAGCGCUUAUCGCCGUCUUAUCGUGCGUAGUGCGUGUGUCUAGUGCGUGUGUGUGUGCCUGCCUGAAGGGUGGUGGCGAUCGAUCAUCACUCGAUUUUAUUGCUUGCGCUAUCUUGACUGGCCGAGCGGUGGCGUGAGACGCGCGGUGGUUCCGCGCGUGUCCAUGCUAUUGUGUUUGUGGUGUGAACAUACGCAAGCAAAGGCAGCGCGUCAAGAUGCGUCCCUCGCCGGCACUGUUGACGGUGCUGUUUGGCACCAUAUUCGGUGUGUUUGGCGCUUCGCUCAGCAAAUCGCUCGUCAGCCAGGCGCCCGACGAGUGCCGCUGGGAUGGCUACACCGAGGACGAUUUGACGCUGCUGUGCCGGCUAAGGACUAUCAACAGUGAGCUGGAAAACACGAACUUUAGCGUGCUGCAUCCGGAAAACACCGUCCGGCUGCGGUUACAGUGCAACGAUGGGCUGUUUUUCCAGAGCAGCCUCAGCCCGGGCAGCUUCAAGCAGCUCACCAAGCUGCACGCGCUGUCGAUCGAGUACUGCAAAAUAGCGAACCUCAGCGAGGGCUCCUUUCAGGGGCUGAAGCAGCUCGUCAACCUGACGCUGCGCACGCACAACACCGACUGGUCCUCGAUCAGCCUGGACAUUGCACCGCAGGUGUUCACCAGCGAGCUGGCCAAGCUGCAACGGCUCGACCUGAGCCAGAACAAUAUGUGGAGCGUGCCGGACGGGUUCAUCUGUCCGCUGGCGCGGCUCAGCUAUAUUAACCUCACGCAGAACCGCCUGCGUGACCUGUCCGUGUUCCACUUUAGCGCCUCGUUAAGCACGCGGCUGUCGAAAAAGUGUGGCAGCUCGAUCGUUACGCUCGAUUUGUCGCACAACACGAUCGACAAUCUGCCGCCUGCCAUAUUUUCCGGCCUCGGAAAGCUCACCGAUCUGCGGCUACAGAGCAACGGGCUCAACUACAUCGCCGACAGGGCGUUCGAGGGGCUGGUGUCGCUGUCCCGGCUGGAGCUUUCGCUUAACCGGCUCACCAACCUGCCUCCGGAGCUGUUCUCCGAAGCAAAGCACAUUAAAGAGAUUUACCUGCAGAACAACAGCCUGAACGUGCUGGCUCCCGGCAUUUUCAGUGACCUCAAGCAACUGCUCGUGCUCGAUCUGUCCAACAACGAGCUCACGUCCGAGUGGAUCAAUCCCGCCACCUUCCGGGGGUUGUCCAAGCUCAUCCUACUCGAUCUUUCAAACAACAAAAUAACGAAGCUCGAGCCCACGAUCUUCCGCGAUCUGACCAGCGUGCAGGUGUUGCGCUUGCAGGAAAACUUCAUCGAAAGCAUCGGCGAAAACACCUUCCUGGGGCUGGGCGCGUUACACACCGUCAUCCUGUCCAACAAUCGUCUGUGCACGGUCGAUCACUUUACCUUCAGCGGGCUCAACAGUUUGGCGCUGCUUUCACUCGACUACAAUCGCAUUUCACGCAUCGAUCGGCAGGCGUUGCGCAAUCACUCCGCCCUGCAAGAGCUGCACUUAAACGGCAACAAGCUGCUGCAGGUACCGGACGCACUGUACGACGUGCCGCUGCUUCGCACGCUCGAUCUGGGGGAAAAUCACAUCUCCAACAUCGAUAAUGCGAGCUUCCGGCACAUGGCUCACCUGUACGGGUUGCGGCUGACCGAAAACAACAUCGAAAUCAUCCGGCGCGGCACGUUCGAGGCGAUGAAAUCACUGCACAUCCUAAAUCUGUCUCAAAACCGGCUGAAAACGGUCGAGCAGGCGUCCUUUGACAACAACACCAAGCUGCAAGCGAUCCGGCUCGACGGCAACUAUCUCACGGACAUUGCCGGCCUGUUCACCAAGCUGCCCAAUCUGCUGUGGCUGAACAUCAGCGACAACCAUCUGGAGGUGUUCGAUUACGCGCUCAUCCCCACCGGGCUGCAGUGGUUGGACAUUCACGCGAACAAAAUCACCGAGCUGGGGAACUACUUCGAGAUUGAGUCACAGCUAGCGCUCAGCACGAUUGACGCCAGCUCGAAUCAGCUCACCGAGAUCACCGGAAGCGCGAUACCGAACAGCGUGGAGCUGCUGUACCUCAACGACAACCUUAUCUCGAAGGUGCAAUCGUACACCUUCUUCAAGAAGCCCAACCUGACCCGGGUCGACCUGUUCGGCAACAAGAUCACCACGCUCGAUCCGAACGCGCUGCGCAUAUCGGCCGUGCCGGAUGACCGGCCGCUGCCCGAGUUCUACAUCGGCGGCAACCCGUACCAGUGCGAUUGCAAUCUGAACUGGCUGCAGAAAAGCAACAUCGAUUCGCGGACCCAGCCCCGGCUGAUGGAUCUCGAUAGCAUCUACUGCAAGCUGCUGUACAACCGCGGCCGCACGUACGUCCCGCUCGUCGAGGCGCUGCCAAAUCAGUUCCUCUGCAAGUACGACACGCACUGCUUCGCGCUCUGUCACUGCUGUGACUUUUACGCCUGCGACUGCAAGAUGGAGUGUCCGAAGCAGUGCACCUGCUACCACGACCAGAGCUGGAGCUCGAACGUGGUCGACUGCUCGCGGGCCGGCUACGACGAUCGGCUGCCCGAUCAGAUCCCGAUGGAUUCGACGCAGAUCUAUCUUGAUGGGAACAAUUUCCGGUCGCUCAGCAGCCAUGCCUUUCUGGGCCGCAAGCGGCUCAAGAUUCUCUUUCUCAACGGCUCCAACGUCGAGACGGUGAGCAAUCGAACGUUUUACGGCCUGAAAGAGCUCGAAAUUUUGCAGCUCGAUCACAAUCUGCUCACCGCACUCAACGGGUUCGAGUUCGAGGGGCUCGACAGCCUCAAGGAGCUGUUCCUGCAGUACAAUCGCAUAGCGUCGAUCGCCAAUCACACGUUCGAUCAUUUGCACGGUCUGAAGAUCCUGCGCCUCGAUCACAAUCGCCUGGUGGAAUUUAACGUUUGGCUGUUGCCGAAGCAGCUGAACGAUAUCAGGCUCGCGUUCAAUGCCUGGUCCUGCGAGUGCGAUUACGUUACGCGCUUCCAGGAGUAUCUGAAGACGUACGAUUUUGUGCGCGAUCGGCACAAGAUAAGAUGCGCAUCGUACGUUUCCAGCAAUGCCACCAUCGCCCCAGCAACACAGCCAGCCGAUGCGAGCCAGGCCAGUCCGGCCGAAGAGCCGCUACCCGAUGGUGCCGGCACCGGUGACUUCCUGGUGUAUUACGAUAACAGCUCCACGCUCUGCACCGGUGCCAUCCCGCUGGAGAAUGUGAUCAACGGAAAUUUGACCUCGCGAAAAACCAUCCUCUCGCCGCAACCGAUCGAGGGCUACAUUCCGUUACUGGUAACCGGUCUUUUCGGGUUUUCUUUGGUGAUCAUUCUGACGCUGGUGCUGUUCGUGUUCCGGCAGGAAAUGCGGGUCUGGUUUCACUCCAAGUUCGGUGUGCGCCUGUUCUACCGCAACGCCGAUAUCGACAAAAACGAGCGCGACAAGCUGUUCGAUGCGUUCAUUUCGUACAGCUCGAAGGACGAAGCGUUCGUCGCGGAGGAGCUCGCGCCGAUGCUCGAGAACGAGGACCCGUCCUAUAAAUUGUGUCUCCACUAUCGGGACUUUCCCGUCGGUGCGUACAUCGCCGAUAACAUCCUGCAGGCGGUGGAAUCGUCGCGCCGUACCAUCAUGGUGCUUUCCGAGAACUUUAUCAAAUCCGAAUGGUGCCGGUUCGAGUUCAAAUCGGCCCACCAUCAGGUACUGCGCGACCGGCGACGCCGCCUGAUCGUCAUACUGCUCGGCGAGGUGCCGCAGAAGGAUCUCGAUCCCGACAUUCGGCUGUACCUGAAGACCAACACGUACCUCCAGUGGGGUGACAAACUGUUCUGGGAGAAGCUCCGGUUCGCGCUGCCCGACGUGCCCAACAAUCAGCGCCGACAGCACCAGCCGAACAUCUCGCUCACACACUCGAACGUGCGCAACAGCUAUCAGCUUACCCGUGUGGCACCGAGUAAUCGAACCAACAAUCAGCUCACCGCCCAGCAUCAGGAUCCUCGGGGACCACAGGGACGAUCCACGGACUAUCAUGCGACGCAGCAACCGCUGCCACUGCCGGGUCUUGCGUCGGAAAUGCAACCGCAACAACUGCACAGCAGCCAACAACAGCAGCAGCAGCAGCAACAACAGCAGCAACAACAGCAGCAACAACAGCAGCAACAGCAACAGCAACAGCAGCAGCAUCAACCACCGUCCACACAAGCGCAAUUAAGGCCUUCUGCUCCGCUGAACACAUCCCCCCGAACAGUUGGCAUUCACAUUUAAAAGCCCAUUAGGGUGGGUAAUGCGUUUGUGGUUGAGUAACGAAAAAAUCCCUUGUUUUUGUACAUAAGCGAACCACUGUUCUGUACAACACAACGAAACGUGUCGAUAAAUGUAAAUAUAACGUAUGAUAUUCAUAUUCGUCUUAGACGUUGUUGCGCGGACGUGGAAAUUUAGAGUUGUGCACACGCAAAUGAAAUUGUGAUAUUAACACGUAUAAGUUAUUUGUAAACACACCGAUCGCCGGCGCAGCUGUGACAGAGAUUUAUAUAAAAUAGUCAGGGUUGGCGGGCGUUCUACUUUCACGCUCGCAGUUCGCAUUUGAAUUUGAAAUUAUAAAUAUCCCAGCUGAGCGUGCGAAAACCUGUCGCGCCUACCUUUAAAGUGAGCAAUAAAAUAAUGGCCACAUUGGAAAUUAACUCUUUCAAACACCGUUUGCAACACGCAAUCAAACCGCACAGCAUGCCAUUCCAGUAUUUGCGGAGAUAAUUUACAAAUCAGAACGACCGUACCUGUGCCAUGAUUAAAUGUGGCACACCUUUUUACUGACAAUAGAAGGAAAGCAAACAGCAGGAUGAAACACAUUUUCAUUUCGAAGAGCGUUAGAACAAACAGCAGAAGGGUGAUAAAAGAUGCGUACAGUGAAAAAACGAUUAGGACAGAGGAACGAUUAGGAAAGUGGCGCAAAAAGGCGAAGGCUGUUAUUUGCUCAUAGGUGUUAUGUAUGCUCCAUCUAGUCAAAAGCACAUUAGAAACAAAAUGCACAUUGAAUUGAUGAUUCAAUCAUACCUAUCGGACGAUUGUGCAUUGAUUAGAAAACUCGAAUGAAUACUCUGAGCGCUAGAAAGGGGAACACUAUAUGUCUUUUUUUUUUUGUAGAAUAGAUGCUGCCAGCACCAAUCAUUCCUACUACUAACGUAUACAGGUAAAGAGACUGAUGAUGAGAUCUUGCAUAUGGAAGGGAAUUAAUUUGAUUAACUAAAUCUGUCACUAUUAGUUUACCCCAUUUCCACUACUACGCCUUGACUUUUGAAGUCUGACAACUAUCCACUCAAUGAAUUCUCGCUAGAAAUAAACGCAAUCUAAGGUUUCUUCAUCACUUAAACAAAACAGUACAGGUAGCACCAGUAUGAAGAACGGAGCAUUUAAUACAACGCACUCAACUUGCUAUCGUAAUAGGUAAACAUAGAUGCAAUAAAAUCGGUUACUAUAGUUAGUAAUAAACUGAUCCAGUUCGUACUAAAUUUCAAACCGCUAACGGAAGGUUGUUGGGUUUUGUCAGCAAUAGAUAUCAAUUGUUAAAACAUAAAGAGCAACGUGGUAGCACAGCAUUUUUAAUCUAUACAAUAACAGCAAUAGCAGGAGGCAGAUUUUAUUCUUUCGAAUAAUGGAGUUUAAAACGGAAAGAACGGAUUUCAACGGCUAUCCAUCCGUGUAUCCUAACGUUGUUGAUAACUUAUUGUUUGGCGAACCGUUUCGCACAGAACUGAGUAGAAGAAACUAAAUGAAAUCGGAGCUAAAAGGUAUCCUACUUUUUAUUUUUUAGAAAAUAACUCAAACUGCCCUAACUGAAGUAUUUGUUAGCGAAAUGUAGUCUAUUCAAUUGUAAUAAAUCAGGCAGCAGGAACAUCCUGUUUCAAAAAGUAAACAUUA
Messenger RNA from Anopheles gambiae (African malaria mosquito), 6819 nucleotides. It is a transcript of the gene Tollo, whose product is annotated as toll-like receptor Tollo. The coding region runs from base 1111 to 5169 and encodes 1352 amino acids. Lineage: Eukaryota; Metazoa; Arthropoda; Insecta; Diptera; Culicidae. The transcript has a single exon. Gene Ontology annotation, biological process: signal transduction. The record is from RefSeq and is a predicted model, not a curated record. Gene Ontology annotation, molecular function: protein binding.